UUACAAGUAUAAAAACAAACAAACGACCACAGUACCUUGCACAUAUCAACCCCUUUCAUGUCCCUAGUCAUCAAGAGAAGAUGAAGUUGGUUUGGUCACCGGAGACGGCUUCAAAAGCAUACAUAGACACUGUUAAAACCUGCAAAAAGUUAAAGGAAUCCGACCAUGUAGAGCUAAUAUCCGCUAUGGCGGGCGGGUGGAAACCAAGAAUGAUUGUCGAAGCAUGGUCGAGUGGGAGCAAUAUCACCACAAGCAUAGGGUUGGGUAUCGCGGCACGCCACCUAGGUGCACGUUACGUUUGCAUAGUGCAAAACAAACGUUCAAAACUAGAGUAUGAGGCAGCUGCAAAGGAUCAUGGCUCGCCCAUCCCCGAAUUGAUGGUGGGAGAAGCCAAUGAUGUUAUGGCAAGACUACCCGAGGAGGUCGAGUUCAUGGUGGUUGAUGGGGGGCGUAAAGACUUGUACGAAUUGUUUGGGCUAGCUAAACUGAGCCACCGUGGCGCGGUCUUCUUGUGCACAAAUGGUAAGCCACGGUUCACGGUGGGGUUCCGGUGGAACUUGGUGAUCAAAGACAAUUAUCGGCUUGUGAGAUCUGCGAUUAUUCCGGUAGGACAAGGAUUGUAUAUUGCAUAUGUAAAGAAGAACCGUGAAUCGGAAAAGUCAUCGUUUAGAAAUAGUAGUCGAUGGAUUACAAGAAUAGAUCAAAAGACAGGUGAAGAACAUGUCUUCCGAGGAUGAUUUAAGGUUUAAGAUAGUGUAAAAUUUUGCAUGAAUAAUGUUAUCUUGUAUAUAGUGAGUUGGGUAACACUUAAGUGAUUAUAUGUUAUUUGACAAGUUCUUUUGUAGUUUUUUUUUUUUUUUUUACUUUGAGAUAUUACAUGUAGAAAAAGUAUAUCAUACAAGAAGCCUUAACGUA
Helianthus annuus (common sunflower) is the source of this 915-nucleotide messenger RNA. RefSeq lists its product as uncharacterized. NCBI's taxonomy places the organism in Eukaryota, Viridiplantae, Streptophyta, Magnoliopsida, Asterales, Asteraceae. The transcript is spliced from 2 exons. The coding region runs from base 81 to 737 and encodes 218 amino acids. The record is from RefSeq and is a predicted model, not a curated record.